Arvicanthis niloticus (Nile rat) is the source of this 1829-nucleotide messenger RNA. RefSeq lists its product as uncharacterized. Lineage: Eukaryota; Metazoa; Chordata; Mammalia; Rodentia; Muridae. The record is from RefSeq and is a predicted model, not a curated record. Gene Ontology annotation, biological process: immune response; defense response; chemotaxis. Gene Ontology annotation, cellular component: extracellular region. Gene Ontology annotation, molecular function: chemokine activity.
GCGCCCAGAGCGCGCCUCCCGCUGCCGCACUUUCACUCUCGGUCCACCUCGGUGUCCUCUUGCUGUCCAGCUCUACAGCCUCCGGCGAGCCCUCCCGCCCACGCCAUGGACGCCAAGGUUGUCGCCGUGCUGGCCCUGGUGCUGGCCGCGCUCUGCAUCAGUGACGGUAAGCCAGUCAGCCUGAGCUACAGAUGCCCCUGCCGGUUCUUCGAGAGCCAUGUCGCCAGAGCCAACGUCAAGCAUCUGAAAAUCCUCAACACUCCAAACUGUGCCCUUCAGAUUGUUGCAAGGCUGAAGAACAACAACAGACAAGUGUGCAUUGACCCGAAAUUAAAGUGGAUCCAAGAGUACCUGGAGAAAGCUUUAAACAAGUAAGCACAACAGCCCAAAGGACUUGCCAGUAGACCCCCGAGGAAGGCUGACAUCAGUGGGAGAGAAAGGGCAGUGGUGGGGAGGAGGGCCUGAACCCUGGCCAGGUUGGCCAGUGGGACAGCACUGACCGGGGUCAUGCUGAGGUUUGCCAGCACAAAGACACUCCGCCAUAGCAUAUGGUACGAUAUUGCAGCUUAUAUUCAUCUGUGCCCUUGCCCGUGCACAAUGGAGCUUUUAUAACUGGGGUUUUUCUAAGAAAUUGUAUUACCCUAACCAGUUAGCUUCAUCCUCAUCCUCAUCCUCCUCCUCAUCCUCAUCCGCAUCCUCAUUUUAAAAAGCAGUGAUUACUUCAAGGUCUGUAUUCAGUUUGCUUUGGAGCUUCUCUUUUCCCUGGGACCUCUGGGCACAGUUACAGGUGGUGGCUUUGCAGGAAGCCCUAGAGAGUAGUAACCUUCCACCAGAGUCCGAGGAAUGCUGCAGGGCUUGUCCUGUAGGGGGCGCCCCUGGACAGAUGCCUUGCUGUUUGAGUCACUCAGCUCAAGAUUGGGCAGAAGCUCCUUUUUCUAGUUCAGUGCUGGGUAUGGAAGCUUCCUUUAGAAGUUAUCCCUGGGGGCUGUGCUCAGAGACCUGUUCCUAGCCGUUCCUGCUCUCUGCUUGCCUUCAAAAGCAUGCUUCAUCUGACUUCCGGCUUCUCACCUCUAGCCUGAUGACCAAUGCUGCAUUGGAAGGAAGGAGAGUGAUUUGGGGUGCUCCCUCCCUCUCUUCCCUUUGCUUUCCUCUCACUUGGGCCCUUUGUGAGAUUUUUCUUUGGCUUCCUGCAGAAUGGAGCCAGCCCCUCCUGGAUAAUGUGAUAACAUGCCUAGACUUACCCACAAAUACAAGUCUGAGAAUUAUCAUAAAUGGAAUUUUAAAUUUCAAAACUUUGAGGAACUGGAUUUUUGUAAUUGCCCCCCGAGUCCUAUAUAUUUCAACAGUGGCUCUAUGGGCUCUGAAUUUUUGAAUAUCAGAGAUAAAAAAUAAUAAUAAUAACAAUGCAUAAGCCAGAAUCUUGCCAUGAAGUGGGGAUUCUGGAUUCCAAUCAGAAAUGGAGACAAGAUAAAACUUGGAUACAUUCUUAUGAUCACAGACGGCCCUGGUGGUUUUGGUAACUAUUUGCAAGGCAUUUUUUACAUAUAUUUUUGUGCACUUUUUAUGUUUCUUUGGAAGACAAAUGUAUUUCAGAAUAUAUUUGUAGUCAAUUCAUAUAUUUGAAGUGGAGCCAUAGUAAUGUCAGUAGAUAAUCUCUACGGUCUUGAGCUACUGGCAACUUGUAAAGAAAUAUAUAUGACAUAUAAAUGUAUUGUAGCUUUGCAAUGUCAGCCACAGUGUAUUUUUCCACUUGUAAUGAAAUUGUAUCAACUGUGACAUUAUAUGCACUAGCAAUAAAAUGCUAACUGUUUCAUGCUGUAAACCUCCUA